Myotis lucifugus (little brown bat) is the source of this 2428-nucleotide messenger RNA. Its product is annotated as zinc finger protein 551-like. Gene Ontology annotation, cellular component: nucleus. The transcript is spliced from 3 exons. Bases 412 to 1641 code for a protein of 409 amino acids. Lineage: Eukaryota; Metazoa; Chordata; Mammalia; Chiroptera; Vespertilionidae. The record is from RefSeq and is a predicted model, not a curated record. Gene Ontology annotation, biological process: regulation of transcription by RNA polymerase II. Gene Ontology annotation, molecular function: RNA polymerase II cis-regulatory region sequence-specific DNA binding; DNA-binding transcription activator activity, RNA polymerase II-specific.
UCAUUUUAACUUUUUAGGUCUUUGUUCACAGACUCCCAGGCUUCAGGGCGCUGGUGGUGAGUCGGAGGAGGCCUGGGAGGCAGCGAGCCUGCUGUGCGGGGUGUGUCUGAGGCUCCUUGAGCCCAACAGCCCGAGAUUGGCGUCCCCGUGCCUCCCGGACUCCUCUCUGCUCACAGCGUCCCCGCAGCCGGACCCCAUUUCACCCUCCAGCCUUGGGGACCGGCCUCUCAGGUCCCGCCGCCCAGGUCCCAGCGCUCAGAAUGGUUAUGAACUUUGAGGACGUGGCCAUUGCCUUCUCUCAGGAAGAAUUGGGGAUCCUUGAUGAGGCUCAGAGACUUCUGUACUGCGAUGUGAUGCUGGAAGUUUUUGCAGUUGUAUCAUCUAUAGACAAUUGCAUGGAACCAAUAUGUGAUGCAUAACACACUUUUGCAAUGGAACUUCCCCCGUCACACAAUCAACAUUCAUUUCCUCACCAUUUCUCACUUUUCAGGUUGUUGGCAUAAAAUGGAAGAUGAGGAGGCCAGUUCUGAUCAGAGUGUAUACAUACAAGGAGAGUCACAGGUCAGGGCUUCUAAGACAGCUGCAGCCACCCAGAAGACCUUUCUGUGUAAGCAGUGUUUCUCUGUGUUACAACAUAUUUUGCACCUGACUGGGUCACAUGCAGCAGACUUUGAGCAGAAAGCCUUCUGUACUGAUGUAUGUGUUGGAGACUUCUGUUUCAGCGCAAACCCUCACCAGCAACAGAGGAAUGAAUAUGGACAGGGGCCCUGGAAACAAGCUAUGGACGGGGCCUCCUUUGUGAACAGGUGCAGCUUCUCCUUAUCUUUGGUGACUUCAGCCAGCGGGGAGGUUGGGGAAGACUUGCAAUACAACUCAGAGCUUCCCCAGCACCAGGCUACUCUCAAGACUGAGGAGCUACACUGCGGCAGUGAGAUUUCACAGGAAUUUCUUGAUGGAAAAAGUCAUCACCAGUGGGGUGACUGUGAAAACACUGCCAGCCACAAUCUGAAAGAUGUAAAAUGUCAGGGUGCAUUUUCUGGAGAAGUAAUUUUUGAGUGUGACAAAUGUAGGGAAGUGUUUAGACGAAUCUGUAACCUCAUUCAACAUAAGAGAGUUCACACUGGAGAACAGCUGUAUGAGUGUCAUGAAUGUGGGGUUUCCUUUCGUCUGAGAGCUCACCUCACAAGACACCACAGAGUUCACACUGGAGAGAAGCCAUAUGAGUGUAGUGAAUGUGGGAAGUCUUUUAGCCAAAAAUCAAAUCUUAUUGAACAUCUGAAAGUUCAUAGUGGAGAGAAGCCAUAUGAGUGUACUGAAUGUGGGAAGUCUUUUAGCCGAAAAUCUAACCUCAUUAUGCAUCUGAAAGUUCACACUGGAGAGAAGCCAUAUGAGUGUACUGAAUGUGGGAAGUCUUUUAACCGGAAAUCUAAUCUUAUUAUGCAUCUGAAAGUUCACACCGGAGAGAAGCCAUAUAAAUGUACUGAAUGUGGGAAGUCCUUCAGUGUAAGAAGUACACUCCUUAAACACCACAGAGUUCACACUGGAGAGAAGCCAUAUGAGUGUACUGAGUGUGGGAAGUCUUUUUGCCAAAAAUCUAGUCUUAUUAAACAUCUGAGAGUUCACAGUGGAGAGAAGUGUUAAAUGUGCAGGAAAUGUUUUAUUUUAUUCACUUAGAAUAAUAACACUGAAGGCGACUCUUUGGGACCUAUUUUCCUUAAUUGAAACCCCCCCCUUUUUUUUAUUUAAAUAUAUUUUAUUGAUUUUUUACAGAGAGGAAGGGAGAGGGCUAGAGAGUUAGAAACAUCGAUCAGCUGCCUCCUGCACACCUGCUGGGGAUGUGCCUGCAACCAAGGUACAUGCCCUUGACCGGAAUCGAACCUGGGACCCUUGAGUAUGCAGGCUGACGCUCUAUCCACUGAGCCAAACUGGUUAGGGCUGAAUUGAAACCCUUUUAAUGGCACAUACACUCUGCUAGAUUCCUCACAAGUUUCCAAUACAACUGAGGCUUGAAGGAGGUGCAUUGCACUUGGUAACAUGCCCAGAUCUAACACCCGAUUAAUUUGUGGCUGAAGAGAUUUCCCCUCUACCACCUGGCUCACCUGAAGACUGUGUAUCAGUCCCAACCCCUGUGUGCUCAGGGGAAAUGUAUUCUGUGUUCUCUCUUGUGCUUGAGAACAUUAUGAUUAUUCCAGCUCCUGACAGGAUCUUCAUUCCUUUAUCUCUGUGGAGGUAAUGCACCUGACCCAGGGUUCAUCCAGGGCACCCAUCCUCAGCUAAGAAGUGCUGCCUCUUUCAGGGACAUGUGGUUCUCACAUUAUGCUGUGAUGAAUUGUUUCAGGUUCUAAUUCACCAACCUGCAAACUGCUUGCUGUGCUCUGUCUGUUUUGUGAUCUUUUAGUAAAGGUGUUUUUUCUUUUGUACCUUUAAU